Molecule: messenger RNA, 660 nt
Organism: Paramuricea clavata
Lineage: Eukaryota; Metazoa; Cnidaria; Anthozoa; Malacalcyonacea; Plexauridae
Source: the annotation of a GenBank genome assembly
AUGUACAAUCUUGUGCUCCCCACACGUUCCGGGCUUACGGUCGGAAGCGCCGAGUUCGAAAAUGUUAUUAAAUGUUUUGAAAUUGAAAAUGAAGUUGUCUUUGCAAGAAGGAAUGGGGAAGCGAAAGACAGUACGACGAAACACAACGGGUUUUCAUCUGGUUUAAAACAACGGAGUGAAACUACAGGCGAUGAUCUUGAUUCCUCCUUUAAAGACCUAUCAUUGCAGAGCAACAAAAAUUACAAAAUGUCAACGGGAACAAGCAAAGAAAAAAUGACCAAGCCAGCCCAAGCGAGCCGUAGAGUAGUGCGUUCAUAUUCUACACCAAGUUAUAUAUCCAGCGAAAAAUUCAAAGGACUUCGGUCGAAGAAAAGAGAGUCGAAAUUAAGGAGAAGUUCUGCAAAUGAAAUGUUCUCCGAAAGGCGUCCGCCAAGGAGUGAAAAUAGGGAAGCGAUUCCCAACCAUCGGGAUGAAAAAUCCAGAGAGACUGACCACGGGUUGGGGUAUGACAAGCGAGCAACACGAAUUCGAAGAGCAAGCCUGCCCGCCUAUGUCAGUAGCCAUCGAAGGCCGGCUAUAUCUCCACAGAGCCCGACAGAGAAAAUGAAAAAUAAAGGUUUUCUUGCUAAUGCGGAUGUGAAUAAGAAGAAAUUACUUCAG